Esox lucius (northern pike) is the source of this 2322-nucleotide messenger RNA. RefSeq names its product pyruvate dehydrogenase complex component X (gene pdhx). Gene Ontology annotation, molecular function: acyltransferase activity. The record is from RefSeq and is a predicted model, not a curated record. NCBI's taxonomy places the organism in Eukaryota, Metazoa, Chordata, Actinopteri, Esociformes, Esocidae. Gene Ontology annotation, biological process: pyruvate decarboxylation to acetyl-CoA. The transcript is spliced from 11 exons. Gene Ontology annotation, cellular component: pyruvate dehydrogenase complex; mitochondrion. Bases 19 to 1482 code for a protein of 487 amino acids.
UUUCACAUUCGUCAAAACAUGGCGGCCUCCUUGCGGAUGGGUUGUCAAGGAGUUAUAUUUGGCCUGAGAUUUGCAAAGCUUAAAACACCUUGGACUUCACAUCCUUUUCAUGACAAUGUCAGACACUUCUUUCAAUCGUCGUAUUUAUUUGGGGCCGCCCCAGUCAAAGUGGAGAUGCCUGCUCUCUCUCCCACCAUGGAGGAGGGAAACAUUGUCAAAUGGCUGAAGAAAGAAGGUGAGGCGGUAGCGGCUGGCGAUGCUCUCUGUGAGAUUGAGACAGACAAGGCUGUUGUUACCAUGGAGUCUAACGAUGAUGGUGUUCUGGCAAAGAUACUGAUGGAAGAGGGCAGUCGUGCCGUCCGUCUGGGUACUCUUAUCGCCCUCAUGGUGGAGGAAGGGGAGGACUGGAAGACUGUGGAGAUCCCACCCCAAGUGGCAGCUGCAGGCACACCGGCUCCUCAGUCUCCUGUAGCACCUUCCCUUCCCGCAGCCCCUGCUGCUCCCACACCCCCAUCCCCCAGAGCAGCCUCCACAGGACUGUUGCGGUUGAGCCCGGCAGCCAGACACAUCUUGGACACACACGGUCUGGACCCCCAGCUUGCUACACCCACUGGACACAGGGGCAUUAUAACCAAGGAAGAUGCCCUUAAUCUCCUGAAAAAGUUCCCUGAUUCAAAGAUGGCUCCAGUUCAAUCAGCCCCUGCACAGAGGCCUAUGGCAACAGCUGCCCCACUUCCCCCAGGCAGCAGGCCCAUGUAUCCUCCUCAGUCCAUACCUGGCAAACCAGGAGCACCGGGCACCUUUUCAGAGAUUCCGGCCUCUAAUGUGCGGCGUGUCAUUGCCCAGAGACUGACACAGUCCAAGACAACCAUCCCCCAUGCAUAUGCCUCCGUUGACUGUAACCUAGGGGCUGUCAUUCAACUCCGUAAAGAGAUGGCCAAAGCUGAGAUCAAGGUGUCUGUCAAUGAUUUCAUCAUCAAGGCUGCUGCUGCUACACUCCGAGAGCUACCAGAGGUCAAUGUGACCUGGUCGGAGGAGGGGCCCCAGACGCUAGACUCCAUCAGCAUCUCUAUUGCUGUAGCGACAGAGAAGGGCCUCAUCACCCCCAUCAUCACAAAUGCUGCUGACAAGGGGGUGCAAGAAAUAUCUGCCAACGCCAAGGCACUGGCCCAAAAGGCUCGGGAUGGGAAGCUACUUCCACAUGAGUACCAAGGAGGCUCUUUCAGUAUUUCUAACCUGGGCAUGUUUGGCAUCACUGGGUUCAGUGCAGUGAUCAACCCUCCCCAGGCGUGUAUCUUGGCAGUGGGCACCUCAAGGGCUGUGCUGCAUCUGACCAAGGAGACCGGUGCCUUGUGCACACAGCAGCUUAUGACCGUCACUCUCUCCAGUGAUGGGCGCCUAGUGGAUGACGAGCUGGCAUCACGUUUCCUGGACAAGUUCCGAGCCAACCUGGAGUGGCCGCAGCGCAUGGCCCUGGCCUGACAUAGAGGGAUGGAUGGAGGCAAAGGGAGAAAUGGAAGAGAGAGGGAAACCCAUCGGGAAGCCUGAAGCAUUGUCAGCCAGGAAGCAGUUGUCUUGAGUUCAUUGUAUAUUUUAGUUAAGUUAAGUUUGCUCAUGUCAAAGUUAUCUAUGGUGAAGGGUAGCUGCAUAUAUGUGCCACUGACAUGUAUACAUGUGAUGCAGAACAUAUAAACCAUAGAUAUGACAACUCUUUUAGCUGUUCAUAACAUCUACUAUGUUAUGAUUAUAACUGAUUAGGCUUUGUGAUGGAGGAGGUUUACUGUUACUGGAGAGUUAAUGUAGCAGAGCACUGGCCAAAUGUUACCAUACUAGGAUAUAUCCAAUUUAAUCUGUGGCGAUGCGUCAGAGCUAUUCUAACACAUUGUUUGUAUAUAAAGUCACUACUCUAUUUCAAGAAUCUCAUGGUCCUAAUAAAAGGAACAAUGUCACAUUAAGUUUCCAUCCAUUCACCUGGACAAUGCAAACUGAUGCUGAUGUUAUAGACCUUUGUAUUUGUAAAUUUCCUAUUCUCGUAUUUAUUAUUAGGCACUGACAAUACUGCAUUCCUCCUGUGACAGUAAAUCUGGCCCUGUUUGACUGAGUGGCACCUAGAAAUUCCCUUGAUUAUUAAAACGUGGUUUCUGGUUCUGUUAGCUCUCCUAAUGGGUAGCAAGGAAAACAGACAUUAGUGAAAUUGUCUAAAAUACAGAUUCUAACUUAUCUCAAAUAUGAAAUGCUGCAUUAUAACCAACACCUGGAAAUUUAUAUAAAUGUAAAAAUGCCAAACCAAUAAAUUGCAUAUUUUGUGUUCGAGCCAGAAAA